This is a messenger RNA of Conger conger (European conger), 1402 nucleotides long. It is a transcript of the gene cnpy2, whose product is annotated as canopy FGF signaling regulator 2. Gene Ontology annotation, cellular component: endoplasmic reticulum. Bases 130 to 684 code for a protein of 184 amino acids. The record is from RefSeq and is a predicted model, not a curated record. NCBI's taxonomy places the organism in Eukaryota, Metazoa, Chordata, Actinopteri, Anguilliformes, Congridae. The transcript has 7 exons.
AGUAGGGCGUCCGGCUUCCUCGCUGCCUACGUCAUCGACUUUAGGACAGCGUGGAAUGAAUGUGGCAUUGAUUGUAGCGGUGGCUGUGAAGUGGAUCUCGAACUGGUAAAUAUUCCACAAACGGUGACGAUGAGGAGCCCGUUGCGUGUGCUGUAUAUGUGGCUGUUCCCUUUUCUACUCCUCGACUCUGGUCAAGGCGCCAGACAGGGGCAGGAUAUAAAAUGUGGAGCUUGCAGGGCUGUGGUUGAUGAAAUGGAGUGGACAAUCUCUCAGGUGGAUCCCAAGAAAAUGAUCCAGACGGGAUCCUUCAGGAUCAAUCCGGAUGGCAGCCAGUCCGUCAGAGAGGUGCCCUUGGCAAGAUCUGAAGGCCAUCUGCUGGAGGUCAUGGAUGAAGUCUGUGAGAAGAUGAAAGACUAUGGGGAACGCGUUGAGCCCUCAACUAACCGCAAGAUCUAUGUGAGGGUGACCUCUCGGGACGGCAAAGCCAUGGAUCUCUCUGAAACCACACUGGACUCACGAGUCACCUCAAGCCUCAAAUUUGCUUGUGAGACAAUUGUCGAGCAACAUGAGGAUGAGAUCAUUGAAUUCUUCGCCCAUGAGACAGACAAUGUCAAAGACAAACUUUGUAGCAAACGUACAGAUCUGUGUGACCAUGCUCUACACAUACCCCAUGAUGAGCUGUGACCCUCCCCACUCCAUACAUGCUUUUGUACACCCUUUUGCAUUGGAGAGGUAGGGCUGGGGAAAAGCCCACCACUUCCAUCUCUGGCCCUCUCCCCCAUAUGGUAUUUGGGAGGUAGAAGUGAGGACUGAAGCUCUUACUGCCUGGAUCAUAUGAAGAAUCCUGGACUUGGAAUUACAAUGCAGACCACUGCAGUAAUGCAAACUCAUCGCCUCACUUAACCUCUCUUGUGUACUUCUGCAUCCUUGUACUUUAUUUUUAUAAUCCCAAAGGUGUAGGUAAAUCUUGAACAAAUGAAUUGAUUGCUUUUUACAGUUAUUUCUUCCGUUUACUUAUUCGAACAUAUAUCAUAGUACUGUACAUCAUCAGAUACUGGUUUCUCUUGCUGAUUCUUGGAAUGGGAGGCUACACUUCAUAUGGGUUGCAUUUCUUUUUUUGUAGAUUCUUUUUUUACAUGUUUACUGAUUUUCCAGAACAUUUGCUUCCUACUUAUUCAUGUUCAAUUCGGUGAAUGCAAUGUGUUAUGCUGUCCUUUGUAUUUAAUAGACAAUAUUUGCUUUCUCCAUUCCAAAAAUAAUGUCUUCAGUACUUGUCUCUGUCAUUUUCUAAGGCUCUCUUGAUGGAAGUAUAUUUCUAUGGUAUAUUCAUGUCUGCAGUCUUUGCUUUUACUGAAAAGGUUGUGUAUUGGCAAUGUUGGUAAAUAAAAACUGUCUAAUUAUA